This is a messenger RNA of Osmia lignaria (orchard mason bee), 2598 nucleotides long. RefSeq names its product solute carrier family 36 member pathetic (gene path). The record is from RefSeq and is a predicted model, not a curated record. Gene Ontology annotation, cellular component: vacuolar membrane. Lineage: Eukaryota; Metazoa; Arthropoda; Insecta; Hymenoptera; Megachilidae. Gene Ontology annotation, molecular function: L-amino acid transmembrane transporter activity. Gene Ontology annotation, biological process: amino acid transmembrane transport.
GUCGAUGUUCGCGGCGGUAUACGCCGGUACGUGUAGUAAGAAGCCAUUGGAUGCAUCGUGAAUUUUGUUGUGUUGAAUUUACGCUGCAAUUAAUUUAUUAAACAUCGUUACUGUGCGUACCGGCGUUUGCCUGAAAUGAAGUAACAUCAAACGGCAGGAUUCAACCGUACGCACCACGUUUUCUUUCCUACACCGUAUAAAACAUAAGCAACCUUCUGCGAACAGAUAAUAUAAUUUAGAAAGGCUAGAAGACAGACGGCAUCCAAACGGAUAACAGAAUGCCUACGGAGAUGCACACCUUUUUACCCCAAGACGGAUCCAACCCUAAAGACGGUGUACUAACCAAAUACAAAGUGCAAGUCGCUCCACGAGACCCGGAGGCCGCACAGGGUGAUGGAAAAACUUACGAUCCCUUCACCGAACGAAUAGUUGAUAACCCGACGACGGACUGCGACACAUUAACGCAUUUACUGAAAGCGUCGCUUGGUACAGGCAUACUGUCUAUGCCAAUUGCAUUCAAGAAUGCCGGUCUCCUACUCGGUGUAUUUUCCACUAUCUUGGUAGCAUUUGUAUGCACACACUGCGCUUAUAUCUUGGUAAAAUGUGCGCACGUCCUUUAUUACAAAACAAAGCGUUCAGAAAUGAGCUUCGCUGAUGUAGCAGAAGCAGCGUUUGCCACCGGACCACAAUGGGGAAGAAAGUUUGCAAGGCCAAUUAGGUAUCUUAUACAAAUUAGUUUAUUCGCAACAUAUUUUGGCACCUGCAGUGUGUACACGGUUAUCGUUGCCGCGAACUUCAAGCAAAUUAUUCAAUAUUACAAGGAUGAAGAUUCGCCUGAAUUCAGUUUACGGUUGAUAGCCGCCUGUUUACUGAUCCCGAUGAUACUGCUUAGUUAUAUACCGAAUCUGAAGUAUCUUGCACCUGUUUCUAUGGUUGCCAAUAUAUUCAUGGGAACAGGUUUAGGAAUAACGUUUUAUUAUUUAGUUUGGGAUCUCCCUCCUAUCAACUCUGUACCAUUGUUUGCGUCUAUCGAGGACUUCCCACGAUUCUUUAGCAUUACUAUUUUUGCCAUGGAAGCAAUAGGUGUCGUAAUGCCACUGGAGAAUAACAUGAAAACACCGCAACAUUUUGUUGGAAUCUGCGGUGUUCUCAACAAGGGAAUGUCCGGGGUUACGCUUAUAUAUAUUUUACUCGGAUUCUUAGGAUACGUGAAAUAUCAAGAUCUUACUUCGGACAGUAUCACGUUGAAUUUACCAACGGCAGAAAUACCGGCCCAAGUUGUAAAGAUUUUAAUAGCACUUGCUGUUUACUGUACGUUUGGUCUGCAAUUUUAUGUGUGCCUUGAUAUUGCAUGGAACGGUAUUAAAGAUCGGUUCCAGAAGAAACCAUUGUUAGCUAAUUACAUUCUGAGAACAGUGAUGGUCACAGGAGCAGUUUUACUCGCCGUGAUUGUACCAACUAUCGAACCUUUCAUCGGUUUGAUCGGUGCAUUCUGUUUUUCGAUAUUGGGACUUUUAAUUCCCGUGUUCGUCGAAACGGUAACGUACUGGGACGUUGGUUUCGGGGCAGGAAAUUGGGUAGCCUUGAAGAACAUUAUCAUAUGUAUUAUUGGCAUGAUGGCGUUGAUAUUUGGAUCUCGUAGUGCAUUGAUACAAAUCGUAGCACUAUACAGUUAAAAGAAGCUGUUCUCGUCAAUAAAUAGAUUUGUAGAUAUUCCAAUGUUCCAAACUUCAAACGUUUGGAUACCAUUUUAUAACGGAUUUUAAUGCAAUAAAUUUCGAAUCUUUUAUAUUUUAUGAAGACAAUCAUAAAAGUGAAGAAAGAUUUAUAAACGAGAAAUACUAAUGAUAAUUGAUUUUAAGGAUGAACACGAAAUAGAAAAUUUGAAAGUUUAUAUCACAGAUUUAAAUGUUUCUACGUGCUUACAAGAAGUAAUUUUAAUAAGAUGAGAAAAGAAAGUAUUUAUUAUACUAAUGUUUCGAUUGCUGUGCAAAUGGGAACAUCAAAAUAUUAAUUCUUGUACGGACGAUCAGAACCGAAGAGCCGAUAUUCGGUAAAUGCUAUAGUUUAAAUUGUUUCUACGCACAAAUAACUUGUACAAUAUAAAAUAGCGUCAACGAAGGUUAUAUGAAAAAAUUUAAUUGUUGAAAAGUAGCUAAUGAAUUUUGAAGUAUGUAACUAACGUUUUUAUUUAUAAAAUUUUAUUGAAUUUACAAAAGAUGGAGUCUAGGGGAAGUAAACAGUAUUUAGACUGUGAACAAUGUUUUAUAUUGGAACAAUAAGUUACAAACAAUGUUGAUUCAAAAUUUGAAAAAAUAUAAACGUGAAAUUUUUUAUUAUUCAACACAGAGUAUAACCUUCCAUUUUUUUUCUAAACCUGAAAACAGUUUGUUAAUUUAUAGUAAAUAUAAAAUAUUGUUGUAAUAUUUGAAACAUGUAUAUUAAAUUUUUAAGGAAAGUUUUAGAUAUACGAAUGUGCAUGUAAAAUAAGUUCCUGUUACAUAUUCUGUGCAUAUAACAGAUACACAAUAUAUGAAAUGUUUCACUCUUGUGUUGCAUUUAAUGUGAAUACAUAUUUAAAAAACAAAAAAAAAAAAA